Molecule: messenger RNA, 333 nt
Organism: Prunus armeniaca (apricot)
Lineage: Eukaryota; Viridiplantae; Streptophyta; Magnoliopsida; Rosales; Rosaceae
Source: the annotation of a GenBank genome assembly
AUGGGCAAUGAUGCGAAUGAUGAUGAUGUAGAUGUGCCGAUGGCAAUGAUGCGCAUCUACGAACAGGUGCCUUCAUCCUCUGUGUGUGGUUACCUAAGACGAGGUUUAUCGGUGUUGCCGUUUGGUGAUGUGCCUUCAAAUAAGAGUGAGAGGGCUCAUAGGGGCCUUGAGCAAUAUCUUGGAUGGGUGUGCCGUUCGGUGAUUAGGACAAAGACCAACCAUGAGUUAGCAGACUUGGGAGCUUCUGGAGCUGCCCUUAGAGUUGCUGAUAUGGAGCUUCCAGAAAAGACAAAAUAUAGCUGCCACCGGAGGAGCUGCCGAACACAAUUCUGA